AUGCUUUCACGUCACCUUCUCCGGGCUUCCGCAAUCUCGAGACAAACUGGAGUUCGGACGAUUUCAUUUGACUUUUCUGAUCAGCAGCGGGACAUUCAGCAAGCAGCGCUCAAAUUCGCUCGUGAAAAACUAGUUCCAGUUGCAGCUAAGCAUGAUGAGACUGGUGAAUUUCCUUGGGCCGUUGUCAAAGAAGCACACAGCCUUGGCUUUAUGAAUCCGCAAAUUCCCGAAAAAUAUGGCGGACCUGGAUUAACCACAAUGGAAACCGCGCUGAUCGUAGAAGCAUUGAGUUACGGGUGUACGGGACUGCAGCUUGCUAUUAUGGGUCCAUCACUUGCUAUUGCGCCGGUACUGAUUGCGGGAAACGAAGAACAAAAGAAAAAGUACCUAGGAAUGCUCGCAGCUGAGCCAUUAAUUGCUUCUUACUGUGUGACAGAGCCUGGAGCUGGAUCGGAUGUGAAUGGGGUCAGGACACGAGCUGAGAAGAAAGGUGAUGAAUGGGUGAUUAAUGGAGAUAAGGCCUGGAUUACUGGAGGUGGAUAUGCACAAUGGUUCUUUGUGCUCGCACGAACUGAUGCAGAUCCAAAAACUCCGGCUGGAAAGGCGUUCACGGCUUUCGUCGUCGAUGGAGAUACGCCGGGUAUCAUUCGAGGAAAGAAAGAACGAAACAUGGGACAGCGAUGUGCCGACACUCGAGCAAUCACUUUUGAGGACGUCCGUGUUCCAGCUCAAAAUGUUCUUAUGAAGCCAGGAGACGGAUUCAAAGUUGCAAUGGGAGCAUUUGAUAUGACACGACCUGGAGUGGCUGCAGGAGCAUUGGGUCUCGCCUGGAGAGCGCUUGAUGAGUCAACAAAGUAUGCCCUCGAAAGGAAAACCUUUGGAACGCAAAUUGCAAAUCAUCAAGCAGUUCAAUUUAUGCUUGCUGACAUGGCUAUCAAUCUUGAGCUGGCUCGACUCGUCACUUAUAAAGCAGCAUCCGAUGUUGAUAACAAAGUUCGUUCUUCAUACUAUGCAUCGAUUGCCAAAUGUUUUGCGGCGGACACUGCUAAUCAAACGGCUUCAAAUGCUGUUCAGAUCUUUGGAGGCGCUGGCUUCAAUUGCGAGUAUCCGGUCGAAAAGCUAAUGCGUGAUGCAAAAAUCUAUCAGAUUUACGAAGGCACUUCUCAGAUUCAGCGAAUGGUGAUCAGUCGGAUGAUGUUUAAUCAUUUCCAAGCCAAUGUUCUUCUGUAUACAUACCUUGAUAGGUAUUUCAUA
Mesorhabditis belari is the source of this 1254-nucleotide messenger RNA. NCBI's taxonomy places the organism in Eukaryota, Metazoa, Nematoda, Chromadorea, Rhabditida, Rhabditidae. The record is from the annotation of a GenBank genome assembly.